Funneliformis mosseae is the source of this 639-nucleotide messenger RNA. The record is from the annotation of a GenBank genome assembly. Lineage: Eukaryota; Fungi; Glomeromycota; Glomeromycetes; Glomerales; Glomeraceae.
GUUAAUUCUUUGAAGGAGCAAGUUGAAACCUUUACUAAAACGGAAGCCGAACUACGUAAACAGCUUAAUGUAUACGUGGAUAAGUUUAAACAAGUUGAAGAGACUCUAAAUAAAAGCAAUGAUCUUUUCCUUAACUUUCGCAAAGAAAUGGAACAGAUGACCAAAAAAACGAAGAAACUUGAAAAAGAAAAUUCGUCUAUCAAAGGGAAAUGUGACACAAUGAAUAAGAACAUUUUAGAGAUGGCCGAAGAGCGCGCAAGAGAUCAGAAAACUAUAGAGGAUUCAAAGAAAAAGCAGUCAAAAUUGGAAAAUUUAUGCAGAGCAUUACAAGCAGAGAGGGCAGUCCUUAAGAAAAAAGUAGAAUCUUUUGAAUUGACACCUAUUCAACUUCCUAACACACCCAUUUCUUCAACAUGUGGUGAAGAAGUCGAUGAAGGCUCAAGUGAUUAUGGGUCUACAGAAGAUACAACACUUUGUAAAUGCAUGGAAAAUAAUGGUGAAGUUUCCGGAGCGCCAGUACAAUGUUUCUGUGCAAUAGAUCAAGAAUGUUUUGAGGAAGUUGGGCAAAAAUUAGAUGUAACUAAUGAACCAGAUUUAGAAACAGAUAGAGUUAUAAAAGGUGGUGAAUCGAUUAAUUAA